AUGGCAGCCACGACCGCGCUGCCCCCGGUGAAGAGCGUGGUGGUGUACAGAAACGGUGACCCUUUCUUUAGCGGUCGCCGGUUUGUGAUCAACCAACGGCAAGUGUCCACCAUGGAGGCUUUCCUCAACGAGGUGACCCACAAUAUCGGGGCCCCGCUGGCUGUCAGGACCUUGUACACCCCCAGACAGGGUCACAAGGUCGCCGACUUCCAGGACUUACGGACGGGGGCCCAGUAUGUCGCCGCGGGUUUUGAGAAGUUCAAGAAACUGGACUACAUCAAUACGGGGGUAAAAAAGCAGCCGGCAGCACGAGAAGAAACUCAGGCAAAAAUAAUGCAGAGGCCCAACGUGUCAGCCAAAUGGAGGAAAUUUGUUCCAGUCCCGUGUAUCAUACAUGUUUUUCGCAACGGGGACCUGCUGUGUCCCCCGUUCCGAUUCAUCAUUCCUCGCAGCAUGCAACGGGACCUGGAGCAGAUCCUCAGCCUGGUCACAGAAAAGGUCAGCUUACGGACCGGUGCUGUGCGAAGGUUGUGUUCUGUGGAGGGGGUCACGGUGACCUCGGCGGGGGAGCUGGAGACCGGACGCUGCUAUGUUGCCGUGGGAACGGAAAGGUUCAAGAAGCUUCCCUACGUGGAGCUGCUGGUCUCAAAAACCACAGAGAGGUAUUACCCAGGAAAGAGACAAACAAUGAAGAGAAAUGUGAACAGGAAGGAAGGAAGUGGUCCAGAAGACCAAUGCAGUGACUCUGCGCUGCUCAAUUCUCCAGAGUCAGACGGGCGGAGAGUGAAGUCAACAGGUUGUGAAGCUGCUCCACCACAGCAGGAGCAGCACACGUCAGACCCAACCACUGACCUGAGAGCGGACAACACAUCUGUGCUCUUCGCCAAGCCGGUCAGAACUCAUAAAGCGCGAGGAACCCCGAGACCACCCCACAGCAACGGACCCUUCUAUCGCGGAAUCUUCAAGCCGGGAGCACGGAGGAGGAGGAGGGAGGAGGUCAGAGGAGCUGAGGAGGUGCAGGAGGACGAGAAUACAGCCACGGAACUUCCUGUUGAUCAGAGAGUGGCAGAAAUAGUGGAGGACGAAGAGCUUAAUAUCACCUACGAUGCUCUGCCUGACACACUGAAGGAGGGUCUGAAAGGAGCACAGAACCACGAAGAAUGCCUCAUCAAAGAACUAUCAUAA
Nerophis lumbriciformis (worm pipefish) is the source of this 1185-nucleotide messenger RNA. The record is from RefSeq and is a predicted model, not a curated record. NCBI's taxonomy places the organism in Eukaryota, Metazoa, Chordata, Actinopteri, Syngnathiformes, Syngnathidae.